AUGCAGUCAAAUCACGGCAAUGAAAGGCGGAGUGACCGCAGUGUAAGCGCGGUUAGACGAAAAUUGUAUUUUCCUCGACCACAGCUUUAUACUUCUGCACUUAUUUGUUGUGCAUUUCAGGUAAUGUUUAUAUCAUUCUUGUUCGGUUACAAUGGUGUUAAUACUGGCGAUGUUUUAUUCCCCGUCGUAUCGUGGAUAUCAGAACAGUCUCGAAAGCUCCCAUUGGUUGAAAGUACCAUUGACUUAUUUCGGGGACUGCUAGAUAGUCUGCUUUCUUUGAUUAGCGAUGGAAAUCCAGAAACUUCAACCAAAGGAAGUCGUGCAAAACAAAAAGUAGAUACAAGUAGUGCUGUGUUUAUGGAAAAAGUUGAUGCUAGCUUACCUGUUUUAACAAGGGAACAGUUAUCUUUUUUUGAUGGAACGCGUCCGUCCAAAGGAACAUAUCUUGCUAUAUUAGGUCGCAUAUACGAUGUACAAAAAGGCGCGAAGCAUUAUGGUCCCGGCGGUUCAUAUCAUUUCUUUGCUGGUCGGGAUGCGACGCGUGCAUUUGUCAGUGGCGAUUUUUCUGAAAAAGGCUUAGUGGAUGAUAUACAAGGUCUUAAUGAUCAGGAUCUAUUGGGCAUUUUUGAUUGGGUCAAAUUUUAUGAAAAAGACUAUGAUCUGGCCGGAUAUCUCCAGGGAACAUAUUAUGAUGCUUCUGGCAACCCAACUGCACGCUUAAAAGAAGUGGUCAAGCUGAUAGAAAAUGCACUUCACUGGAAAGAUAUGCAAGUGCAAGAAGCAAAAAUUUUUCCGCCUUGUAAUUCUGAGUGGCAAAAAGAUAUUGGUGGCCGAGUGUGGUGUUCUAAGAGAAGUGGUGGCAUCGAAAGAGAUUGGGUUGGAGUGCCAAGAAAACUGUUUGAUGCGGGAUCGAAAUCUUAUCGGUGUGCAUGCGUAAAAAACUUUGGUGCUCCUCUUUCGAGGUUUCCUGGGAUGAAUAAGGAUAGUGGACAUGGAGAUUUAAGAAACCCAAAUCUGGGGGAAUACGAAGGUUGCAAACCGACAUCGACUACUUGUCGUAAUGAUAAUUCUUAG
This is a messenger RNA of Brugia pahangi, 1074 nucleotides long. NCBI's taxonomy places the organism in Eukaryota, Metazoa, Nematoda, Chromadorea, Rhabditida, Onchocercidae. The record is from the annotation of a GenBank genome assembly.